Molecule: messenger RNA, 465 nt
Organism: Aureobasidium vineae
Lineage: Eukaryota; Fungi; Ascomycota; Dothideomycetes; Dothideales; Saccotheciaceae
Source: the annotation of a GenBank genome assembly
ACAUCCGGCGAACAUGGACCGUUCACAAGUCGACAUACCUCUUCUCAAAGACCUCACUAUCGAGAACAUANUCACCGAAAAUGCUUAACUGAUCAAUUCGAGAUGUCCCGAUCCGAGAUUGAAGUACUUGUUAAAGAGAUUGGUGUCGCAUGUGCACGACUUUGCAUGGGAGACCCGACUUUCAACGAACGAAUGGAUGCCCACAAUUCAAUUCCUCACACAAGUUGGUCAGAUCUGUUCAGAUGUGCGACAGGGGAGUGCACGAACUUCAAGCAUAGCAUCGAUCAUCCGAAACCAGCAUCUAGCACAGAAGGAAUUGUUCUCGGACCCUUCCACACUCAUGAGGCUGCGACCGAAAUCAACAGCAGUACCAUAGCGCAUGAUCUAGAUGGCGAAACUUGUCUUGUCAUAUGCACAGUAAAAGACACUUCCGGUCAACCUAUACCAGGUGUCAAGAUCGACGUC